AUGAGCAGCUCCGCUCAGGUUGACGCGUUCCUCAACGGGCAGGCGAGCAAGCAGCCCGAGCUCGCCGAGCUCUUCGCCGAGCUCAGGAGCUUCUACGAGCGCAAGCUGUGGCAUGAGCUCACGAUGAAGCUCGAGGAGGCUGUCGCGCUGCCGGCGUUCCAGCAGGGCGACCUCCUCAUCCAGCUCUACCACAACUUCCUGGUGGACUUUGAGCACCGGAUCUCCCCCCUCAAGCUCGGGCACCUCGCGGUCGCGGUGUCGUCGAGGUACACCGAUCGCGCGGCGGCGGUCGCUUUCAUGGAGCAGGUGGUGGAGAAGAUCGCGGAGCAGAGGCAGCACGGCCACGAGGAACCCGUCCUCUACCUUCGCAUGCACGUCGCCCUGUUGCACGUGCACGAGGGUCGAUCGGCGCAGGCGAGGGAGAUGGUGAGGGACGGAAAAGGGGCGCUCGACGCCAUGGCCUCCCCCGACCCGUCCGUCUCCGCGGCGUACUACUACGUGUGCUCGCAGUACCACAAGGCCAAGCAGGAGUUCGCCGAGUUUUACCGCCACGGCAUGCUCUACCUCGCCUUCGUCUCGUCCGAGUCCCUCCCGGAGGCGACGCGCCGAGAUCUCGCGGCCGAUCUCGCCCUCGCCGCGCUCCUCGGCGAAGAUCUCUACAACUUCGCCGAGCUCAUCGCGCAUCCCAUCGUCAAGACCCUGGAGAACACGGAGUUCGCCUGGCUCCUCGAGAUACUCGCCGCGUUUAACGACGGGGACCUGCACGCGUACGACGCGCUGUGCGAGAAGCACGCCGCCGCCCUCAACGCGCAGCCCGCCCUCGUGGCCAACGAGCGAAGGCUCCGCGAGAAGAUCACGAUCACGUGCCUGCUCCAGAUCGUGUUCAAGCUUCCGGCGGAUCACCGCGAGAUUGCGCUGGAGGACAUCGCGCUCAAGACCAAGCUGAGCGUGGACGGCGUGGAGUACCUGCUGAUGAAGGCGCUGAGCGUGAGGCUGAUCGAGGGCGUGGUCGACCAGGUGGCCGGCGUCGUGAACGUGACGUGGAUUCAGCCGAGGGUGCUGCUCAAGCCGCAGAUCUCGGAGCUGAGCGAGAGGCUGGAGGGGUGGAUCGAGAAGGUGAAGGACGUGGGAACGUCGUUACAGGAGGAGAUACCCGAGCUGGCCACCAUGGCGUGA
This is a messenger RNA of Micromonas commoda, 1176 nucleotides long. RefSeq lists its product with no specific name. The record is from RefSeq and is a predicted model, not a curated record. Gene Ontology annotation, cellular component: nucleus; cytosol; proteasome regulatory particle, lid subcomplex. NCBI's taxonomy places the organism in Eukaryota, Viridiplantae, Chlorophyta, Mamiellophyceae, Mamiellales, Mamiellaceae. Gene Ontology annotation, molecular function: structural molecule activity. Gene Ontology annotation, biological process: ubiquitin-dependent protein catabolic process. The coding region runs from base 1 to 1176 and encodes 391 amino acids. The transcript has a single exon.